UAUAAGGGUGUGUAAUCCAUAAAAUGUUAUCAUUUCCCAUUCAAAAAAUUUUGCGACUUUGUUAUACAAAGUUUCUACACAUAUAACUGUGACAGUUUGGUAGUCUUAUUAAAAUUCAUUCAAGUCUUUUCAGAUACGUCACGCUCUUCAACAGUAAAACUUUACUAAUAACCCUUCCUCGCAUCAUAUAUUAUUAAUUACCCUUCUGUCUCUGUUUCUCUGCAAUUCUGAUCCAUGAACCAUUUCUUUGUUUCUUUCUCUGUCUUCAUAAGUAAAAAGCUUUAACCCUACACCACUACUUGUUUGCUUUUUUCACUUUUCUUCACAUUCCUUAUCUACAAAUUCUGCUCAGGGUAUUUAAUACCCUUGUCUCAGAUUUUCGGGAGCCAUUAUUGUUAUUUUUUUCCCUUUAAAAGCUUCAACCCGGCCCACUUCUUGUAAGGCAGAACCAAAACACUAGAACCGGUCCUUUCUGGGUGAAGCAAGUUCUUUGUUUUGAUUUAAGAAUCCAAAUAUGGAUGAAUAUUGGAAGAGAAGUGGUGGAAUACCGGCUUUUGGGAACUGGGAUUUUGCAAACGAGUUGCCGAUAACUCAGUAUUUCGAGAAUGCGAGACAAGCUGGUUUGAUUCGUUACAGUUCUUCCUCCGGUGAAACUGAUCCAUACGUGUGUGGAGAUGAUCACGACCUCUAUGCCGUUGAUUUAAAGAAACCAGCUCGAAAGCAGGCGAGGAGAAUAAAAGAUACAAGGUACGCGAAUGCAAUGGUUCAUCAUAAACAAACAACUGUAACAAAACAGUGGAAAGUGUACGAUGUAAAGGAACAUCCUAGGAAACAGACAAUGAACAACAACAACAAGGUGUUACUACAUGUAAACGACGUCGUUCGUAGUGGCGAUAAUCAGUUAGCUUCAAAACAAGAUCCAAAACCAGUGGAUGAAGAUCUAUAUAAGAUCCCUCCUGAGCUUCUUCGUACAACCAAACGGAAAAAGAUGUUGGGCUUCAUUUCCAAAUGUCUGGUACCUGCUGCUUGCGUUUCAUGAGUCACAAUGUCUCAACUCAAACAUAGCAAGCCAAUCAAGUUUUCUUUUAAUUUUGAUCGACAAGCACUUUUCUGAAUGCAAUAUUUAAUGUUAGUAUUUUUAUAUUUAAUUAUUGUAACUUGUUAGGUUAAUUUAAAUUUUAAAUAUAGUAGUGUGACCAAAGAAAAGUUUCUAAUGGUGUUGGUUGUGUC
Molecule: messenger RNA, 1230 nt
Organism: Lathyrus oleraceus (garden pea)
Lineage: Eukaryota; Viridiplantae; Streptophyta; Magnoliopsida; Fabales; Fabaceae
Exons: 4
Coding region: 515-1039 (174 amino acids)
Source: RefSeq, a predicted model, not a curated record